Molecule: messenger RNA, 426 nt
Organism: Pleurotus ostreatus (oyster mushroom)
Lineage: Eukaryota; Fungi; Basidiomycota; Agaricomycetes; Agaricales; Pleurotaceae
Exons: 5
Coding region: 1-426 (141 amino acids)
Source: RefSeq, a predicted model, not a curated record
AUGUCUGCCCAAUUAACGCGAGAACAGAUAUUCUUGCUCGCGGCUUGGUUUGAGGCUAUCGCUUAUGGCCUAUUCCUUUGCCUGUUCUGCGGUACAAUGCUAUUCACGCUUGGUAGCAAACACCGGAGCGAUAAUCACAACAAGAUCAUGUUCUGCAUAUCUUUCGUCAUGUUUGUGAUUUCCACAACGCACAUGUCUAUGAAUGGAUGGCGCGUACUGCAAGGAUUCUCCGUGCAUUCCGACGAUGUGUUUGCGUACCUUGAUAGCCUUACGAGAUGGGAUCAAGUCUUCAAAGAUACACUCUACGUGACGCAAGAACUUCUAGGUGGCGCGGCAGCAAUAUAUCGCUGCUUUAUCGUCUGGAACAGCCGCUGGCGGGUCAUCGCGGUACCCCUCUUGCUCCUUGUCGGUAGUGCCAGUGAGUAA